This is a messenger RNA of Oenanthe melanoleuca, 1673 nucleotides long. It is a transcript of the gene CISD3, whose product is annotated as CDGSH iron sulfur domain 3. Gene Ontology annotation, molecular function: 2 iron, 2 sulfur cluster binding. The transcript has 2 exons. The coding region runs from base 153 to 488 and encodes 111 amino acids. Gene Ontology annotation, cellular component: intracellular membrane-bounded organelle. The record is from RefSeq and is a predicted model, not a curated record. NCBI's taxonomy places the organism in Eukaryota, Metazoa, Chordata, Aves, Passeriformes, Muscicapidae.
ACGGCACCGGAGCGACACCGGGAACGGCACCGGGAAUAGCACCGGAGCGAUACCGGGAACAUCACCGGGAACAGCACCGGAGUGACACCGGAGCGGUACCGGGAACAUCACCGGGAGCAGUCCGGUAGCGGCACCGGAGCGGUACCGGGACCAUGCUGCGUCUUCCGGCGCUGGUGCGGCUCGGGGUCUGCCGCCGGUACCGGGCCCGGUCGCUCUGCUCCGCGCCGCCCCCGCAGCCGGUGAUCGCCGCCAAGGAGCCGUUCCCGGUGGAGCUGCAGGCGGGGAAGAGCUACGGGUGGUGCUCGUGCGGGCACAGCAAGCGCCAGCCCUUCUGUGACGGUGCCCACAAGAAGGAGGCGCCGGGCUCGGCCCCGCUGCGCUUCAGCCCGGCCCGGGACGGCCCCGCGCUGCUCUGCGGCUGCAAACGCACCGGGAGCCCCCCGUACUGCGACGGGAGCCACAAACGGCCCGAGGUGCAGCGGGCCUGAACCCGCCCGGGCCACCGGGAGCACCGGGAGCGGCACCGGGAGCACCGGGAGCGGCACCGGGAGCACCGGGAGCACCGGGAGCAGAACCGGGAGCACCGGGAGCACCGGGAGCAGCACCGGGAGCACCGGGAGCGGCACCGGGAGCACCGGGAGCACCGGGAGAACCGGGAGCACCGGGAGCACCGGGAGCGGCACCGGGAGCACCGGGAGCACCGGGAGCACCGGGAGCAGCACCGGGGCUACUGGGAGCACCGGGAGCGGCACCGGGAGCACCGGGAGCAGCACCGGGAGCAGCACCGCGGAGCAGAGGCUCCAAACCCCAAUGAAAUCCGCUGUGGGGCGGGGAUUGGGACCCCAAAUCGGCCUCUGGACAAUGGGAUUGGCCCGAGGGGUUUGGGGUUGGAUUGAGGGAUUUGGGAUUGGAUUGAGGGGUUUGGGAUUAGAUAGAGGGGUUUGGGAUUGCCAGGAGGUGUGAGCACCCCUGGGACUGGGGAGCCUGUGGGGUUUGGGAUGGAGAGACCUGUGGGAUUUGGGCUCUGUGGGAUUUCUCAGGAGGCUCUGUGGGUUUUGGGCUCUGUGGGAUUUCUCAGGAGGCUCUGUGGGUUUUGGGCUCUGUGGGAUUUCUUAGGAGGCUCUGUGGGUUUUGGGCUCUGUGGGGUCUGGGCUCUGUGGGGUUUGUGCUCUGUGGGAUUUGGGCUCUGUGGGUUUUGGGCUCUGUGGGGUCUGGGCUCUGUGGGGUUUGUGCUCUGUGGGGUUUGGGCUCUGUGGGGUUUGUCAGGAGGCUCUGUGGGGUUUGGGCUCUGUGGGGUUUGGGCUCUGUGGGGUCUGGGCUCUGUGGGGUUUGGCUCUGUGGGGUCUGGGCUCUGUGGGGUCAGGGCUCUCUGGGGUUUGGGCUCUGUGGGGUUUGGGCUCUGUGGGGUUUGGGCUCUGUGGGGUCUGGGCUCUGUGGGGUUUCUCAGGACACUCUGGGCAGUCGCCCCUUCAGCGUUUGCUCAUUCCCAAAGCCAGACCUGAGGUUUCCAAAUGUUGAACCAAGGACAAAACCCAGAGAUUGGGAUUGUUCCCAGAGAUUGUGAUUGUUCCCAGAUAUUGGGAUUGUUCCCAGAGAUUGUGAUUGUUCCCAGAGAUUGGGAUUGUUCCCAGAGAUUGGGAUUGUUCCAGGACAUUAAACGUGAUCUGAACACA